This is a messenger RNA of Prunus armeniaca (apricot), 510 nucleotides long. The record is from the annotation of a GenBank genome assembly. NCBI's taxonomy places the organism in Eukaryota, Viridiplantae, Streptophyta, Magnoliopsida, Rosales, Rosaceae.
AUGCUGGCUCCUGGGGGAAGAUCAAAGCCUGGUUUCGUCAAUGGAACCAUUCGAGCACCAGAGGCUAGCGAUCCAAAGUUUGAGGACUGGUUCUGUAAAGACCAGCUUUUUAUGUCUUGGCUACUUAACUCCAUGGAACCUCAAGUGGUUGAGAUGUUUAGCUUUUCAGGUUCCGCACAUCACUUUUGGGAAUUUGUGAAAGAAAUGAAAGAUAUUGCUGGGUGUUAUCAAGAUGGGAAACCAAUCAUUAAGCAUCUUGGGAAGCUUAAGAGCAUGUGGAAUGAGCUGUCUCUUUAUAGACCUCAUACUACAGAUUCUGCUACUCCUCUAAAACGAGCAGAGGAGGAUAAAAAAUUUCAGCUCUUAGCAAGUUUAGAUCAAGAAUAUGAAGAUCUUCAUAGUCAUAUAUUGAUGAGUGCUGAGAUACCUUCUUUGAACAACGUGUGCACAACAAUACAUCAAGAAGAAAGCAGGAAGAAAGUCAUACAUGGAAACAAAAACAAAUGCUGA